AUGAUUUCUAAUGAGGUACCAGAGCAUCCAGUAAUAUCUCCUGUCUCUGGAUCAAUAUUUGAAAGACGUCUCAUAGAAAAAUAUGUGACUGAAAAUGGAGUCGAUCCUAUUAAUGGCAAAGAACUCAGUAUUGAUCAACUCAUUGAUAUUAAAGCAACUCCAAUUGUCAAGCCCAAACCACCUAGUGCAACUUCUAUUCCAGCGAUAUUAAAAAUUAUGCAAGAUGAAUGGGAUGCUGUUAUGUUACAUUCAUUUACAUUACGACAGCAACUUCAGACUGCGAGACAAGAACUAUCUCAUGCUUUAUAUCAACAUGAUGCAGCUUGCCGUGUGAUCGCUAGAUUGACUAAAGAAGUUACUGCUGCUAGAGAGGCUCUUGCCACUCUUAAGCCACAAGCUGGAAUUGUCCAGGCCACUACAAUCCCACAACCUGUAC
Molecule: messenger RNA, 436 nt
Organism: Wasmannia auropunctata (little fire ant)
Lineage: Eukaryota; Metazoa; Arthropoda; Insecta; Hymenoptera; Formicidae
Product: pre-mRNA-processing factor 19-like
Exons: 3
Biological process (GO): DNA repair; protein ubiquitination; mRNA splicing, via spliceosome
Cellular component (GO): Prp19 complex; cytoplasm; U2-type catalytic step 1 spliceosome
Molecular function (GO): ubiquitin protein ligase activity
Source: RefSeq, a predicted model, not a curated record